AUGCCACGCUCUUACCUUGUAAAGAAGUUCUCCAGCCGCCGCCAGAAGCCUAACUACAGCGAGCUGCAAGACUCUUCUCUAGAGUUUACCUUCCAGCAGCCCUACAACCAGGCCCACCUGCUGGCAGCCAUCCCACCUCCAGAAGUCCUCCACCCCACGGCCUCACUGCCCACGCUCAUCUGGGAUGCCUUCCUGGAGCUCCAAGCUCAGACGAUCGGCUCAGCCUCCCUUCCGCCCCAAGAGAGUUCCAAGGCGCUGGCCCUGACCUCUCCGUCAGAUGAGGGCAGCGGGAAAGGCUCCCAGCCCCCCAAACCCUCCUCGCCGGCCUCUUCGUCCUUCUCCUCCACCACGGCCUCUUCCCUGGAGGCUGAGGCCUAUGCUGCCUUCCCAGGCGUGGUCCGAGGGCCCAAGCAGCUGGCCCAACUCUCCCAGGCCAAGGGCCCCCAGUCUCAAAAGACCUUCAACUGCAAAUACUGCGACAAGGAAUACCUCAGCCAAGGUGCUCUCAAUAGGCACAUCCGAAUCCACACACUGCCCUGUGUCUGUGGAACCUGUGGGAAGGCCUUCUCCAGGACCUGGCUGCUGCGGGGCCACAUGCGGACCCACACCGGUGAGAAGCCCUUCUCCUGCCCCCAUUGCGGCCAUGCCUUUUCUGACCGCUCCAACCUGCGGGCCCACCUCCAGACCCACCUGAACGUCAAGAAGUACCCAUGCCGGAUCUGCUUCCGGACCUUCUCCCGCAUGUUCUUGCUCCACAACCACCUAGAGUCGGGCUGCCCAGGAGAUCUCUGCUGA
This is a messenger RNA of Cynocephalus volans (Philippine flying lemur), 795 nucleotides long. RefSeq names its product zinc finger protein SNAI1-like. The coding region runs from base 1 to 795 and encodes 264 amino acids. The record is from RefSeq and is a predicted model, not a curated record. Gene Ontology annotation, biological process: regulation of DNA-templated transcription. The transcript has a single exon. NCBI's taxonomy places the organism in Eukaryota, Metazoa, Chordata, Mammalia, Dermoptera, Cynocephalidae. Gene Ontology annotation, molecular function: RNA polymerase II cis-regulatory region sequence-specific DNA binding; DNA-binding transcription repressor activity, RNA polymerase II-specific.